Messenger RNA from Ostreococcus tauri, 2541 nucleotides. Its product is annotated as Glycosyl hydrolase, family 13, catalytic domain. The record is from RefSeq and is a predicted model, not a curated record. Lineage: Eukaryota; Viridiplantae; Chlorophyta; Mamiellophyceae; Mamiellales; Bathycoccaceae. Gene Ontology annotation, molecular function: hydrolase activity, hydrolyzing O-glycosyl compounds; cation binding; 1,4-alpha-glucan branching enzyme activity. Gene Ontology annotation, biological process: glycogen biosynthetic process. The transcript has 2 exons. The coding region runs from base 1 to 2541 and encodes 846 amino acids. Gene Ontology annotation, cellular component: cytoplasm.
AUGUCGCGCGCGCGCGCGUCGUGCGCCCGCGCGCCCGCGCGCGUGGACGCGCGAUCGGGAUGGCGACGACGAAGCGCGCGGACGCUCGCGAAGCGACGGGCGGGCGGAGACGAUUUCGACAUCGAUUCGGUGACGAAAGCGGUGGAGGCGCUGAGGUUGGAGAAUGAGCGGUUGAAGGCGUCGUUGGAGGCGGAAGAGAACGCGGUGAGCGUUGGGACGAAGGCGGCGGUGGUCGAGGCGGCGGCGGUUGAAUCGACGUCCGAGCCGGUCGUUGAAUCGACGUCCGAGUCGGUCGUUGAAUCGAUUCCUGAACCAGCUUUUGCCGCGGUUGCGCCGGCACCGGUGGGCGCUUUUAACGAGGCGGCGGACCGCUUGGAGGGGUUCAAGUUCCCCGCGCUCGAUGGCGACGGCUUGGGCGUGUGCGCGACGGAUCCUUCGCUCGAGAGCCACAGGGGACACCUGGAGUAUCGCUGGAACAAGUUUAAGGGCCUGCGCCAAGCGAUCGAAGAUAAUGAAGGUGGCUUGGAGAAGUUCAGCCGCGGUUACGAAAAGAUGGGCUUCACGCGCACCGCGGAGGGCAUCACGUACAGAGAGUGGGCGCCAAACGCCUCCGCCGCGUGCCUUCGCGGCGACUUCAAUGGUUGGGAUCUGGGAGAAAACGGUAAGUGGAUGACCAAGAACGACUUCGGCGUCUUCGAAGUGUUUCUCCCGAACAACGAAGAUGGGUCUCCCGCGAUCCCGCACGGCUCUCGUGUGAAGAUCCAUCUGCAAAUCCCGAACGCCGAACCGGUUGACAAGAUUCCGGCUUGGAUCAAAUACGCCGUGCAGCAGCCUGGUGAGAUCCCGUUCAACGGCAUUUACUACGACCCGCCCGUGGAGGAGCAAUAUAAUUUCAAGUUCGAACGCCCGGAUGCGCCUUCUGAGCUUCGAAUUUACGAAGCGCACGUCGGCAUGUCCUCCACUGAGCCGAAGAUCAACUCUUACGUGGAGUUCGCCGACGACGUGCUGCCGCGCAUCAAGGACCUCGGUUACAACGCCGUGCAGCUCAUGGCGAUUCAAGAACACGCGUACUACGCGUCGUUUGGCUAUCACGUCACCAAUUUCUUCGCCGUUUCCUCCCGAUGCGGGACUCCGGAUGAGUUGAAGUACUUGGUUGACAAGGCGCACUCCAUGGGGAUCAGCGUUAUCAUGGAUUUGGUGCACUCGCACGCGUCCUCCAACUCCAUGGACGGCCUGAACAUGUUCGAUGGCAGCAAUGGCCAGUACUUCCACUCUGGCCCGGAGGGCUAUCACUGGAUGUGGGACUCUCGCUGCUUCAACUACGGCGAGUGGGAGGUGCUUCGCUUCUUGCUGUCCAACUUGCGUUACUGGAUCGAAGAGUACAAGUUCGACGGCUUCCGUUUCGAUGGCGCGACCUCGAUGAUGUACAAGCACCACGGUCUGCAAGUCGCGUUCACCGGUAACUACGACGAAUACUUCGGCAUGGCGACCGACGUCGACGCGAUGGUUUACCUGAUGCUUGCCAACGAUCUGCUCCACACGCUUUACGAAGGCAAGAUGACCACCAUUGCCGAAGAUGUGAGUGGCAUGCCGACGCUCUGCCGACCGGUUAAGGAAGGCGGCGUGGGCUUCGACUAUCGUCUCCAGAUGGCCAUCGCGGACAAGUGGAUUGAAGUCUUGAGCGAAUGGGGUCCGGAUGAGAACUGGGACAUGGGCAACUUGGUGUUCACCAUGGAGAACCGUCGUUACGGCGAAAAGUGUAUCUCAUACGCCGAAUCCCACGAUCAAGCGCUUGUCGGCGAUAAGACCACCGCGUUCUGGUUGAUGGACGCUGAAAUGUACACGAACAUGUCCACUUUGGUUCCCGACACGCCGACCAUCUCUCGUGGCAUCGCUUUGCAUAAGAUGAUUCGACAAUUCACCAUGGGUCUUGGCGGUGAGGGCUACCUGAACUUCAUGGGUAACGAGUUCGGUCACCCCGAGUGGAUCGAUUUCCCUCGCGACGACCGUGUCGAGGCUUCCACUGGUAAGUUCAUUCCGGGUAACGGUAACUCGUACCACUUGUGCCGCAGGCGAUUCGAUCUGACCGACAUGGAUCACUUGCGUUACAAGUACCUGAACGCGUUUGACGGGGCGAUGAACAAGGUCGCGGGCGCUUUCAAGUACCUCGCGUCCAGUCACCAAUACACGUCGUGCAAGAGCGACGCUGAUAAGGUUAUUGUUUUCGAGCGCGGUGACCUGGUGUUCGUGUUCAACUGGAACCCGACGCAGUCCUUCUCCGACUACCGAAUCGGCUGCAAGGAGAAGACGACGUACAAGCUUGUGUUGAGCUCGGAUAACCCCGAGUUCGGCGGUUACUCCAACCUCUGGACGUAUACCGCUCCCGAAUUCAUCGCCGAAGACUACGCGUUCAACGGCCGGCCGGCAUCGUUCUUGGCGUACGUUCCCUCACGCACUGUCGCGGUGUACGCUCCGGCUGAUUUGGCGGACAAGCUUCUUGGUUACUCCUCCGAGUCCACCGCGGCGGACACUGCCGCGUGA